UUGCCUUCAAUACCGAAAGUUUGCCAAACUUACUUUUGGUUUAUUCUUUUUUUAGGAAAGGUAUACCAUUCGCGUGUGGAAAUAAGUGGCCAGUUCGUUCACUUGGGUGGGCCAUUUUCUUUGGAACGAUCAGAAAGCUUGGUAGAUCUGUUCAAGCAUGCAAUUCAAAUAUCUUGCAGUCGCGAACGAGAUAAUCUGAUGCAUCGACGUGGUGAAGAAGCGGAAGCAUCUGAAAUCCGAUUACAGUAUCCUCUAUCACGCCUGUCACUCCUCCCUCAAUUACAGUAUCUCUGUCGGUUGAAAAUAAGGCUAACGGUUCGAUAUGAUCAGUUAUCAUCGUUGCCACUCUCUCCGAAAUUAAUGGCCUAUGUGGCUGAUCCAAAAUUUUUGAUACCAAAUAUUAGCGAAUGCUUGCGGGUACUUGAGGAGAGAAGGGAAAGAAAACUAAUGAUGGGCUGUAUGCAUAAUAAUAUUUGCAAUGGCGAUUAA
Molecule: messenger RNA, 489 nt
Organism: Cooperia oncophora
Lineage: Eukaryota; Metazoa; Nematoda; Chromadorea; Rhabditida; Trichostrongylidae
Source: the annotation of a GenBank genome assembly